Molecule: messenger RNA, 2205 nt
Organism: Letharia lupina
Lineage: Eukaryota; Fungi; Ascomycota; Lecanoromycetes; Lecanorales; Parmeliaceae
Exons: 4
Coding region: 1-2205 (734 amino acids)
Source: RefSeq, a predicted model, not a curated record
AUGACUACCCGCGAAAUUGAAGGUGGAGAGACUGCUCCUGACUAUCCGUUCGGAAAACCAGAAAUUUUGAACAACAUCGUCGAUUCCAGAGCUGAGCGGACACCUCGAACCUUGUACGCAGAAUUUCCUGUUUCGACCACUGGUUAUGAGGAAGGGUACAGAAAGAUCACCUAUGAAGACUUGGCCAAUGCCGUUAACGGCGCCGCAUGGUGGUUGGAGAAGACACUUGCUCGAUCAAAAAAAUUUGACACCUUGGCCUACAUAGGUCCGAAUGAUCUGAGGUACAAUGUUCUAAUAUUAGGAGCUGUCAAGGCCGGACACAAGGUCAUGGUGGACGCACUCAAACACACAACGACGGACGUUGCUGUUGUUCCUCCAACUAUUAUAGCAGAAAUUGGCAAAGACAGUGUCAUGUUGGACUUCGUCGCCGAAAGACUAGAAACCCUACUCUACGCUGGCGGAGAUGUACCUCAAGCUUUUGGUCAUCCUGUUGCAUGCAGGAUGCAGCUAGUGAAUAUAUACGGGGCUUCAGAGAUGGGAGCUCAUCCCUCGAUUCGACCAGAGGGUGCGUGGCCACGCGAAGACUGGAAACACGUGGUUAUCCAUCCAGAUACUGGAGUCGAGUUCGAGCACCAUUCGGAUGAUCUACACGAACUGUGCAUAGUCAGAAAUCCAAAGUUCGAAUCCUGGCAACCUGUUUUCAAAUUGUACCCUGACCUCCAGAGAUUCCCUAGCGGAGAUCUCUUCUCACCUCAUCCAUCCAAGCCCGGGCUUUGGAAACAUCAAGGCAGGUCCGACGACAUUAUAAUCUUCCUAACAGGGGAGAAGACCAAUCCCACCUCUAUGGAAGAGCGCAUUAACAGCCAUCUUGAAGUUCGCGCAGCGUUAGUCGCUGGUGCUCAAAGGUUUCAAGCUGCCCUCCUCAUCGAACUCGCGGCUGAGAAGGCUCUUUCAGCUGCCGAACGUGCGGAGACCCUUGAGCGCAUAUGGCCAACGAUCCAAGAAGCAAACAAAGAUUGUCGUACUCAUGCUAUGAUAGACAAAUCACACAUUCUUUUCGUGAAUCCCAACAAGCCUAUGUUGAGAGCAGGGAAAGGCACUGUGCAACGAAGGCCAACUCUAAGCCUAUACGCAGAAGAGCUACAAGCUUUAUGUGCUGACGCGGAGAAAGUCACUGUUCCCCAUUCAACAGAUGCCAAACAGGUUAUCGAUGUACACGACCCUGAAAAUACCUCUUCCUUCAUACGCGAGACGAUCACUAAACGCACCGGUUGGACUCAAUUCGGAGAUGGAGACAAUUUUUUCCUGCUAGGCAUGGACUCCCUGCAAGCACUCCUCACCACACGUGAUCUGAAACAAGUUUUGGCCGAUUCGGAGAUUGCUGUCAGCACAGUGUACACUAACCCUACAGUAUCUUCGCUCGCCAGUGCAAUAUCAGAGCUCUCGGCCAUGAGUCGGCAAUCACAGGCACGUCAGCAAGUGAUUGAUGCGACCUUUCAGGAGCACAAAAAUUCGAUCGACAACCUCGUGAACGACUUGCAGACAAAACCAACUAAGUCAAGUGCCGCUCGGAUUGCGGGAAACAAGAACCAUACCGUGAUUUUGACUGGGUCAACAGGUGCAGUGGGUUCAUAUCUGCUCCAGGUGCUCUCCAAUUUCCCAUCUGUAUCGCAUGUCUACUGUCUAGAUAGAGCGUUGGAUUCUUCAUCUACUCGAUCACAGCGAAACAGGAUCCGCAGGACCACGAGUGAUUAUCCCUCAAAUCGAGUGACCUUCUUGACUGCAGACAUGUCGCAACAGAAUUUCGGCCUCGAGCGUAAGACGUACGAGGCUUUGUUGACUCAAGCCACUGCGGUCAUCCACAGUGCGUGGCCCAUCAAAUUCAACCUCCCAUUAACAAAUAAGAUCAACACAGUGCCAUUCCAAGCUUGGCUCCAGAAAGUUCGCACAGAUGCUGAAGCGGUCGGCAGCGCAGACAUUGAGGCGAUGCUCAAAGUUAACCCAGCGGCUAAGCUGCUGGUGUUCUAUGAGAAGCUUGCUGAGGAAGACAAGAACCUGGAGUUUGAGACAUCGAAGACCGAGGAGGCUAGUUCGAAGAUGAGGGUUAUUGGAGAAAUACAGCCCGGAUGGAUUGAGCGCUGGGUAGGGGCAUGGUUGGCUGUUGGCAAGGAAAGGGCACCGGAAGUGCCUGAUGAAGAUUUGUGA